CUCUAACCACACUUUAAAUAGCCAGUACCUUCUUCUGCCCCCUAGAUAAUUCUUCUCCCCCCACGACUGGACCUCUGGCAGCAACUUCACUAAGGUGGGAUGGAUAGCAGGGUCUCAGGCACAACCAGUAAUGGAGAAACAAAACCAGUGUAUCCAGUCAUGGAAAAGGCAAAGGAAGAUGGCACUCUGGAGCGGGGGCACUGGAAGAACAAGACGGAGUUUGUGCUGUCAGUAGCCGGGGAGAUCGUUGGCUUAGGCAACGUCUGGAGGUUUCCCUAUCUCUGCUACAAGAAUGGGGGAGGUGCCUUUUUUAUCCCCUAUCUCAUCUUCCUCUUCACCUGUGGCAUUCCUCUCUUCUUCCUGGAGACAGCACUGGGCCAGUACACGAGCCAGGGGGGCAUCACAGCCUGGAGGAAGAUCUGCCCUAUCUUUGAGGGCAUCGGCUAUGCCUCCCAGGUGAUUGUCAUGCUCCUCAACAUCUACUACAUCAUCGUCCUGGCCUGGGCCUUCUUCUACCUCUUCAGCAGCUUCACCACUGACCUGCCCUGGGGAAGCUGCCACCAUGAGUGGAACACAGAGAACUGUGUGGAGUUCCAGAAGACCAAUGGCUCCAUGAAUGUGACCUCUGAGAACGCCACCUCCCCUGUCAUCGAGUUCUGGGAGAGGCGGGUCCUAAAGAUCUCUGAUGGCAUCGAGCACCUGGGGGACCUGCGCUGGGAGCUGACCCUGUGCCUCCUACUCGCCUGGAUUAUCUGCUACUUCUGCAUCUGGAAGGGGGUCAAGUCCACAGGCAAGGUGGUGUACUUCACAGCUACAUUCCCUUACCUCAUGCUGGUGGUCCUGUUAAUCCGAGGGGUGACACUGCCUGGGGCAGCCAAAGGAAUUCAGUUCUACCUGUAUCCUGACCUCACACGUCUGUGGGAUCCCCAGGUGUGGAUGGACGCAGGCACCCAGAUCUUCUUCUCCUUUGCCAUCUGCCUGGGCUGCCUCAUGGCCCUGGGCAGCUACAACAAGUACCACAACAACUGCUACAGGGACUGCAUCGCCCUCUGCUUCCUCAACAGCGGCACCAGCUUCGUAGCCGGCUUUGCCAUCUUCUCCAUCCUGGGCUUCAUGUCCCAGGAGCAGGGUGUGCCCAUCUCUGAGGUUGCCGAGUCGGGACCUGGCCUGGCUUUCAUCGCCUACCCUCGGGCUGUUGUAAUGCUGCCCUUCUCUCCUCUGUGGGCCUGCUGCUUCUUCUUCAUGGUCAUUCUGCUGGGACUCGAUAGCCAGUUUGUGUGCGUAGAAAGCCUGGUCACAGCACUGGUGGACAUGUACCCCCAGAGGUUCCGCAGGAAGAACCGGAGGGAGAUCCUCAUCCUUGUGGUGGCCAUCAUUUCCUUCCUCUUGGGGCUGGUCAUGCUUACCGAGGGUGGCAUGUAUGUGUUCCAGCUCUUUGACUACUAUGCAGCCAGUGGCAUGUGCCUCCUGUUCGUGGCUGUCUUUGAGUCCUCCAGUGUGGCUUGGAUUUAUGGAGCUGGACGCUUCUAUGACAAUGUUGAAGAUAUGAUUGGGUACAGGCCAUGGCCUCUUAUCAAAUACUGCUGGCUCUUUUUCACACCAGCUGUGUGCAUGGCCACCUUUUUGUUCUCCUUGAUCAAGUAUACCCCACUGACCUACAACAAGAAGUACAUGUACCCAUGGUGGGGUGAUGCCCUGGGCUGGCUCCUGGCUCUGUCCUCCAUGGUCUGCAUUCCUACCUGGAUCAUUUACAAAUUCAUCAGCCUCAAGGGCCCCCUCAGAGAGAGAGUUCGCCAGCUCUUGUGCCCAGCCAAGGACCUGCCCCAGAGGAGCCAAGCAGGACCCUCUGCCCCUGCCACACCCAGGAUGUCUCUUCUUCGACUCACAGAACUGGAAUCAAACAUCUAGGGGCAGGCCCUCAGAUGGAGCCUGCGGGCCAGAGGGCAAAAGACUCACUGUGCCUCUCUGUCCUCACCCUGGGCAGACAAGACAGAGGGGGACACUGUGGAGUCUGCCUUUGGAGUUGGGGGCCUCCUGCCCCCACUUCCCUGUCACACCCCAGGUGUGACAGAUGUGAGAUGCCAAUGUCCAGAGUAUCUUUUGAGGCAGCUUGGAGAGCCCGAAAGGGGUUGUAGGGGGGAGAGCAGCUGGCCUCUGGCCUCCUCCCUGCCUCCAUUAAAUUCAUCUUUUUCCCUAAUGCUUGCAUCCAGUCUGUUUUCUGCCCUCAGCCUGUGCCUUGGCUACCUCCCCCUGCGCAGCUGUGGCUGUGGGGCCGGCUCCCUCCUGUCUUGCCCAUAGUCACUGAGUUCUCUUCCUUGACACUGUAGCAGAGGUGACUGCUGUGAUAGGAGCUUGACAGCAAGGUGUGUGGAUCCUGGGAGGUGUCCCAUGUUCUCCACCUGUGCUCUGUGAGAUAGGAAAGGAGGUGGAGGGAGGAUGAAGGAGACCAGGGCCCUAGCUGUUUCCCAGCCUGUGCCCUUGCCUACUCUGUGUCAGCCCGUCGACCCAGCCUGGGGCAGCAGGGCACAGCCGUGGCCUGCAGGCCUAGGUGGGUGUAGGAGCCUGGACUCUGUCAGCAGAGGACCCUGCAUCCACAGAACUGCCUGUCCUCUAAAUUUGCAAGAGGCUUCAAAACUGGGUGCUGUUAUCACCAGGUGUGGCCACAAGGGGGUGGCACUGCCAUGACCUCAGCACCACCAUGAGAGCCUAAGCAGCUUGAGAUGGGUAGGCUGUGAAGAGGAGCCAGUGGGAGGCAGAGUCCAUCUCUCUUGGGGCUCAGCAAGCGGCGUUGGCCCCAGGGGUCCACAGGCAUCUCUGUAGUCUCCCCUGGCCCCAGGACCCAUGGGCAGUGCUGUAGCCAACCAGCUCCCCCAGCCCAAGACCACCCCUGUAGCUUUCCCUCCCAGGCCACAGCAUCCCGUCACCUGGCAGCCUGGAGGGCAGCGAGAUGCUCCAGUGGCAUUGUGUAUGUGUGUGGAAGUGGCUGAACCUGGGGCUGCUGUUCUCCUCCCUGUGAACUAAACUCUCUGCCACCUUAUCAGCAGACUCUGCUGGUGCCAUUGGGGUGGUAGUGGUGCAUCCCAUGACUCUCAGGGCUGCUAUCAAGGGUGCACAGGGUCCUCUGUUUAGAGUUUUCAGUUUUUUUCUCCAUGUCAGUCUAUGAGGAAAUAUUCCACAAUCUUUGCCAGUCUUUAAGUUUUGACUUCUUAUUGUUGGAAGAGUUUAUAAAAAUCACCAAUAGCACAACCCUAUACACACACAUGCACACACACACACACACACACACACACACACACCCCAUGUAUUGGCCUUUCUGGACAGUGCACCGGGUUCAGCCACAGGCCUUCCUUAGAAGAAGUGAAUCUGGUGGAGAAGCUCCUGAAGGUGGAGCCAACACACACCUGGCCUCUCCAUCUGUCCCACAUUGUUUCCAGAACACCGCUGUGCAGAGCUGUGUGAUGCUGUCCCAACUCAUGGUGUCAGAUAUGAUUUCUUAAACAAAUAUGGCAAAUGCUCUGAAAGCUACCAGGCUCUUCUGGAUGCGUCUUUGCCAUGUGCCUUGGCACUGAGAGGUGAC
Messenger RNA from Fukomys damarensis (Damara mole-rat), 3577 nucleotides. RefSeq names its product solute carrier family 6 member 13 (gene Slc6a13). Bases 100 to 1908 code for a protein of 602 amino acids. Lineage: Eukaryota; Metazoa; Chordata; Mammalia; Rodentia; Bathyergidae. Gene Ontology annotation, cellular component: plasma membrane. The transcript has 16 exons. Gene Ontology annotation, biological process: sodium ion transmembrane transport; neurotransmitter transport. Gene Ontology annotation, molecular function: gamma-aminobutyric acid:sodium:chloride symporter activity. The record is from RefSeq and is a predicted model, not a curated record.